This is a messenger RNA of Talaromyces stipitatus ATCC 10500, 2378 nucleotides long. RefSeq names its product peroxisomal targeting signal-1 receptor (PEX5), putative. Gene Ontology annotation, cellular component: cytosol; peroxisomal membrane. The transcript has 3 exons. NCBI's taxonomy places the organism in Eukaryota, Fungi, Ascomycota, Eurotiomycetes, Eurotiales, Trichocomaceae. The record is from RefSeq and is a predicted model, not a curated record. Bases 320 to 2218 code for a protein of 632 amino acids. Gene Ontology annotation, molecular function: protein binding. Gene Ontology annotation, biological process: protein import into peroxisome matrix, docking.
UCCUCGUUUCAAACACGAUUAUAUUUUGUCUUUCUUAGCAGGAAUAGUUCAUCGCAAACCUGCAUUAUAUUCUCUGCUACCUUAUGAUAUCUUUAACAGCAACGUCGUGAACAUAGCUGCCGUGGCUCGGAUUGUACCCCACACAUUCUCGACCGGAGCGAUUACUAACGCAACUGAUAACCUCUCGAAUUGACGUGGACUUCCUACGACUACAUUUGAUAGACCGGUCUACUCUGCUCACUGUUUCCAAAUAUAUGGUCGCGAGAUUAGGCCUUUGAUUGCCAGUUGAUUGAAUAUAAUAUACAUAUAAGCCUCCGCCAUGUCCUUUCUUGGUGGUGCCGAGUGCUCGACUGCCGGCAACCCAUUGACACAAUUCACCAAACACGUUCAAGAUGACAAGUCUUUACAGCGAGAUAGACUGGUGGGAAGGGCACCGGGGAUGCAGGAGAGCAUGCGUUCUCGGGGGAUGGCAGGACCGGGUGAUCAGAUGAUGGAUGAAUUCAUGCAACAACCCGGCCAUCUCCCCCAUCAAGCCCCCGUUCAACCUUUUGCCAUGGAACAAAUGCGACGAGAAAUCGAAUCAAUGCAACAUGCGCCCGUGCGUACAGGAUCACCUGGCUGGGCUACCGAAUUUGAUAGCGAACAAGCACGUAUGGAAGCCGCUUUUCAAAGUCCUAAUGCCGCUCCUGCUGUACUCGAUAAUAGGGGUCCUGGGUUCUCCGCUGCGGAAUUCUCUCGAUUCCAGCAACAACAUCGUACAGCGAGCCCGAUCACGCAGUCGGCACAGUCACCUAUAAUGAGUGGGUAUCAGCGGCCUAUGAUGGGUGGAUAUAUGGGUGGAAUGGGCGCUAUGGGAAUGAUGAGUCCGUCGUAUAUGCCUAUGCAACAACAACAACAACAACAACAACAACAACAACCAGCCGCUCAACAACAAGACAGUAAAGGGAAAGGACGAAUGGUCGAGUUAGACGACGAGAACUGGGAAGCUCAAUUCGCCGAAAUGGAUGCAGCGGGUCAAGAGGCAUUUGAUGAGCAGGCAAAUCAUGCCAUGGAAGCAGAACUCAAUGAUCUGGACAGAAAACUGGCCGAAGAGAAUCUUGAUUUUGAAGAAGUUGCGAAUUUACAUCUGGGCGAUACACAUGGUUGGGAAGGGUUCGAUAGUCUGAACACACGAUUCCGCGACCCGCAAUUGGGGGAUUAUGUUUUUGAAGAGGAUAAUGCGUUCCGGGCUGUGGGUAACCCGUUCGAGGAAGGAAUGAAGAUUAUGAAGGAAGGUGGGAAUUUGUCUCUAGCUGCACUUGCUUUUGAAGCGGCCGUCCAGAAGGAUCCUCAACAUGUACAGGCCUGGACGAUGCUUGGAUCUGCGCAGGCACAGAACGAGAAGGAGAAUCCGGCAUUACGUGCAUUGGAGCAAGCGUUGAAAUUGGAUCCUAACAAUCUCGAUGCUCUUAUGGGCUUGGCCGUCUCGUACACAAACGAAGGCUACGAUUCCACGGCAUAUCGUACGCUGGAACGAUGGCUCUCGGUGAAAUAUCCUCAAGUCAUCGACCCCAGCGAUCUUUCUGCCGAUACCGACGUCGGCUUUACGGAUCGACAACUAUUGCACGAUAAAGUAACAGACCUUUUUAUCCAGGCAGCACAACUCUCGCCGUCGGGAGAACACAUGGAUCCCGACGUACAAGUCGGUCUAGGCGUACUAUUCUACUGUGCCGAAGAAUACGACAAAGCGGUAGACUGCUUCUCAGCAGCACUCGCAUCCACGGAAUCCGGAACAUCAAACCAACAAGAACAAGUCCAUCUCCUCUGGAACCGCCUCGGAGCCACACUAGCCAACUCAGGCCGCUCCGAAGAAGCAAUCGAAGCAUACGAAAAGGCGCUCACCAUCAACCCAAACUUUGUCCGCGCACGAUACAAUCUCGGCGUAUCCUGUAUCAAUAUCGGGUGCUACCCAGAAGCCGCACAACACUUACUGGGUGCAUUGGCAAUGCAUAAAGUAGUCGAACAACAAGGUCGCGAGAAAGCGCGCGAAAUCGUGGAAGGUGUUGAUGGGAUUGACGAUGCAGAGUUGGAGCGCAUGAUUCAUAUUAGUCAGAAUCAGAGUACGAAUUUGUAUGAUACCUUGCGGAGGGUGUUUACGUCGAUGGGGAGACGUGAUCUGGCGGAUAUGGUUGUGUCGGGGAUGGAUGUGGACGUGUUCCGGCGGGAAUUUGAAUUCUAGUCCUCUCUACUUAUCUAGAAUUUCUUCUAGAUAAAGAAUAUAUGAUGAUUGUGCUAGUUAUUUCGUAUGAUACAACUGGUACAUAGUUAGUUAUCAGGGUAGUAACUACUACUUAACUAACAGCUGUGGUGAUAAGGCUUGCCUGAGGCAGUCAACAACG